Molecule: messenger RNA, 1655 nt
Organism: Neurospora tetrasperma FGSC 2508
Lineage: Eukaryota; Fungi; Ascomycota; Sordariomycetes; Sordariales; Sordariaceae
Exons: 7
Coding region: 96-1655 (519 amino acids)
Biological process (GO): amino acid transmembrane transport
Cellular component (GO): vacuolar membrane
Molecular function (GO): amino acid transmembrane transporter activity
Source: RefSeq, a predicted model, not a curated record
CGACAAACAUCGUCUAGACUUUCGACUGUCUUAUCAACACCACAUUCGCUAAUUCAUCCCGACAAGUUUACUUGAGAUAUACCUCCACCUAAGCCAUGUCGGCUCACACGCCAGAUCCGCCUCGGGAUGAUGGGAGAGAAAAGACUCGAAUCGACGAUGCCACUGCGAAUACAGCCUGUAAGGAGGAUGCUCGACCCAGCCUCUGGUCCUGGAUCAAGCUCGACGAUACCACCGCCGUCGGUCCUCGCAUAGGCCCAGUCCUACAAAGUGUCGCCACCGCGAGUUCCGACAGCGACGACAGCAUUGCUUCGCCAGAACGCCAGCGCGAACUUGAAAAGGGAAAUUCUAUCCAGUACCGCACAUGCAGCUGGCAAAAGACUGCCGCCCUGCUCUUUUCCGAAUACAUAUGUUUGGCCAUCAUGAGCUUUCCCUGGUCAUACAGCGUUUUGGGUCUUGUUCCCGGCUCACUGGUCCUGUGGGAGUUUUGUCUACGGCACCCCGAAGUCCGGGAUGUCUGUGAUAUCGGCCAAAUGCUCUUCUGGAACAAAAAUUGGGCUUGGUGGGCCACUGCCGUCAUGUUCUUGCUCAACAACACAUUCAUCCAAGGCUUGCAUGUCGUCGUGGGCGCCGAGUAUCUCAAUACCAUGACCGGCACAGACCCGGGUGUCGCUUGUCGGACCGUCAGCUUUGGCAUUAUCAUUGCGCUCGUCUGCUGGCUCUGCUCGCUUCCACGGACAUUCAAUACCUUGUCCAAGCUUGGAGUGUUUUCUGCUCUCUUUACUUUCAUUUCGGUCGUCCUUGCUGCCGCCUUCUCGGGCGCACAGAAACACCCAGCUGGAUAUGAUCCCCGCCCAUCAUUCACGUCAGACUCCGGAGUAGCAUCGGUCGGAGGUAACCCCAUCGUAACCGCACUUCCGGUCAAGUCAGCGUCCUACAUUGCCUGUUUCAAUGCUUUUCUCAACAUAUCCUAUACCUUUAUCGGCCAAAUCACGCUCCCCAGCUUCAUCGCAGAGAUGAGAGAGCCAAGGGACUUCCCGAAAGCCUUAUGGGCUUGUGCCAUUGCCGAGGUUAUUCUGUUCAGUGUUGUCGGAGGAGUUAUUUACGGGUACACUGGAAACCAGUACAUGACUGCACCUGCAUUCGGUUCACUCCAAGAAACUUACAAAAAGAUUGCCUUUUCAUUCAUGAUCCCGACCAUCAUUUUCUUGGGCGUCCUGUAUGCCUCGGUUUCGACGCGAUUCAUCUUCUUCCGCAUCUUCAAGAACUCGCAACACAUGACCGAGCAUACGCUUACCGGAUGGUCAACAUGGGCGGGUAUUCUUCUGACAACAUGGAUUUGCGCUUGGAUCAUUGCGGAAGUUAUUCCAUUCUUCUCAUCCCUCCUUUCCCUCAUGUCAUCACUCUUUGACAGCUUCUUCGGCUUCAUCUUCUGGGGUGUUGCCUACUUCCGGUUGCGCAAAGCCGAUGCGAGAGCCGGCAUUACGAGAAAGAGAGGCAUCGGCACCAUUCUGUUGGAUGGGACCAACAUCAUCAUCAUACUCGUUGGUUUCCUCUUUCUUUCCUUUGGGAGCUAUGCGAGUGUGCUGGGUAUUUUGGAAGCGUAUGAUACAGGAUCGGUCAGGAGCGUGUUUUCGUGUGCGAGCAACGGUCUUUGA